AUGAUGCGUGCCUGUCCAGAUUUCACUGUUAAUCCAUAUGCUUGUGGAUCUCACUUGCGUUUCCCAUCAGAACAAUUUCGGUGGAACAUGAGGGGUGAUAAUCUUCUUGUCUCUAGUGAGAUAGGUAUGGAGAAAGGAGUAAAAUCUUAUUCCAAGCCUGGCCUAAAUGCCAUCAAAGGUGGAGCCUCGGCAUCGCGAAAGUCUAAGAGCAUCGAGAAGUUUAAAAGAACUAAAGUAGCUUCUGGUUGCCAUCAAAAUAUGGAGAAAGCCACCAAUUGGUUAGUGGGACGUCAAUCGAGGAGCACUGCUGUUGCUCAUGACUCAGAAGACCUCAGUGACAUUGAUGAUGCUGAGAUUUCUGGUUACCUUCUUCACAAUGAGAAAGAGAUGGAAUUCAAAAGAACCCUUUGGGAAAUGAUUAACAAGAAAUAUUUGGAGGGAAAACAACUGAAAGGAGCAAGAAAGGUAAAGAAAAGUACACCUGCUAAGAAAGCCAUUAAAAUUUCUGGCCAGACAGAGAAUAAGACGAGAUUGAGUUCGAAAAUCAACUAUGAUGUCUUGAAGAAGAUAUUGGGUGAUGAACCUGAGGAGGUUCCCGGAAAGGCAGAAGAUGGUGAACACUCUAAUGCCUAUCCUACUGACGUACAGCAGGUGGAUGAGAACUCCAUCCCUGAAGAACACAGUUCUGGUGCUGGCGAAGAAAAUGAGGAGUACGAACAUGAUUAUGGAGAAUUUGAUGCAGAGGUUCCAACCAAAAAGAUUAAAAAGGUUGAAGAAUUGAAGCCUCAAACGGGCGGUUAG
Molecule: messenger RNA, 801 nt
Organism: Dovyalis caffra
Lineage: Eukaryota; Viridiplantae; Streptophyta; Magnoliopsida; Malpighiales; Salicaceae
Source: the annotation of a GenBank genome assembly